UGUAUCAGUACACAUAGCCUGCCUGAAAAUUGCAACAUUCUUCAUGCAAUGCAUAAAUUUUAAAGUUGCAUGUAAGGGUCAUAAAUCGUGAAUCGGAGGACGAUUGGUGAUCUGUGAUUGACUUGUACGCCUGGAAAGAGAGAGAGACACAGAGCAAACGAGCGAGAGAGCGGGAGGGCGAGAGAAAGAAGCAGAAGUUUCCCGUUGGAUGACACUCGCACAUGCACCCAAAGCUCCAGGAGACGCCAUAAGCUGCAGGUCAAACUUGUUUUUGUCCUCUUACUUUUCUCUAGAAACAUGUGUGCGUUAAGUGCUCGAGAACACGAGUGCGGCGAAGUUCUAGUGCGGUUCUAGAGUAUUACUGGGCUCUCAAGGAGACCAUCUCAGGAGGAAGGGAGGGGUGGACAAUAAGGAUGACUUUAGGGACGGAUAUGUCCGACAGCUCUGCAUUGUCCGAUGAUGUGGAUAUUGACGUGGUCGGGGGGGACAUGUCCGUCGGAAAAGACGGAAAAUACAUGCACCACGAUUUCAAUCUGGACUCCGAUGAUAACUACUCCCAGAACGCCGAGGAAGGGGCGUCCUCCCCAGGACUCAGCAGCUCAGACUGCCCGACGGAGCCAAUGGGGCUCGGCGCGGAGCCCGGCGCUGUCAUGGUGGGCGACAAAGCGAGAAAAAGCGCCCUGGUAAAGCCCCCUUACUCCUACAUCGCCCUCAUUACCAUGGCCAUUCUGCAGAGCCCGAAAAAGCGGCUCACCCUCAGCGAGAUCUGCGAGUUCAUCAGCAACAGGUUCCCCUACUACCGUGAGAAGUUCCCCGCCUGGCAGAACUCCAUCCGGCAUAACCUCUCGCUAAACGACUGCUUCGUGAAAAUCCCACGGGAGCCCGGCAACCCCGGUAAGGGCAACUACUGGACUUUGGACCCGGAUUCGGCAGACAUGUUCGACAACGGGAGCUUCUUGCGCCGGAGGAAGCGCUUCAAGAGGAACCAGGGUAACGACAUACUGCGGGACGCCGGAGGCUUUCUCCCCGGGUUCGGAUACAACCCGUACGGAUACAGCUACGGACUUCAGGUGCAGAACUUUCACGCCGCGCACAACCCGUAUCACCCACACCACCAUGCCCACGCGGGGGGAUCCUUUCCGUUUGCAAACGUGCCGUGCACCUUGCCCUCGCCGAUCUUCCCUGCGGCGCCUCCUCCCUUGCCAGUGGGGGCCGACUUGAGGAAGCCCUUCUACCCGGCCCUGGCGCCUCUCAAGACGGACUCGAGCGCCCCGAGUCGGCCCUCGUUCUCCAUCGACAACAUCAUCGGCGCGGCCAACUCUACCGCGUCGUCGUACAGCGCGCAGCCGGGCGGACAGGCGCAUAUCCUGGCCAUGCUCAGCCCGGCUUUGGCCUCCGCUUCCAACAACUUGAGCCUGUCGCAAGACUUAUUACAGCCCGGGCCUCACGGGCAGACCUUUCCAAGCAAAAACCUGAACACUUGCCCUUUCUAAAAACAAACAUUAAAAAAAGAACCUCCCCUGAACUGAACAUAUUUUUAAUAAAAAUCCAAAUGUGGUUUCGUCCUAAGGUAGGCUGAACAUUAUUGGUGAAAAAAUAUAAGUAUUGUGUUUUGGCUCCUAAGAGGGUUUAUUUAAGCUUUGUAAAUAGAUGCUUUUAAGAAACAACGAUCCAUUUAACGGGUCCUAACCUGCCCUUCAUUGUGCUGUAUAAAAAGUAACACCCCGUUAAAAUUAAACGUGUCACCAUUCAAGAGUACAUUUUUCAUAUCAUAUAAUUGUUUUGAAUUUAGUGCGUGGUGACAUAGGUGGCACAUGACAGACAACUCAGGUUUUUAACUUAGAAAAGCACAUGCAGAUGUGUUUAAAAUAUCGCAGCAGCCCACAAAUCUCCUGUGAUUUUUUUUUUUUUUUUUCAUUUUAAAUGUUGUUGGUUAAAAAAAGCACAUUACCUCCACCUAAACUUGUUUCAUGGUUGUAUUUCAUAUACAGUUUUAUGUCAUGUGUUGCCAUAGCAAAAGA
Messenger RNA from Corythoichthys intestinalis (scribbled pipefish), 2021 nucleotides. It is a transcript of the gene foxd2, whose product is annotated as forkhead box D2. Gene Ontology annotation, molecular function: DNA-binding transcription factor activity, RNA polymerase II-specific; RNA polymerase II cis-regulatory region sequence-specific DNA binding. The transcript has a single exon. NCBI's taxonomy places the organism in Eukaryota, Metazoa, Chordata, Actinopteri, Syngnathiformes, Syngnathidae. Gene Ontology annotation, biological process: cell differentiation; anatomical structure morphogenesis; regulation of transcription by RNA polymerase II. The coding region runs from base 414 to 1493 and encodes 359 amino acids. The record is from RefSeq and is a predicted model, not a curated record.